Molecule: messenger RNA, 1352 nt
Organism: Cercocebus atys (sooty mangabey)
Lineage: Eukaryota; Metazoa; Chordata; Mammalia; Primates; Cercopithecidae
Gene: SPACA4
Product: sperm acrosome associated 4
Exons: 1
Coding region: 593-976 (127 amino acids)
Source: RefSeq, a predicted model, not a curated record
CCCAGCCUCUUGGAAUUUCAAUGAACCUGGCUCUCAUCCUGACUCGGGGACCCCAGAUACAUCACUUUCCCUUCCCCAGCCUCGGUUUGCCCGUCUGGAAAAUGGGGUCACCAUGGGAGGUAUGAGGCUGAAGUCAAGCCCUUGGUGGGUACAGCACAGAGAAUAUGGACAAGCUUGCGGCCAGCGUUCUCUGGGUUCAGGGCAUCUUCACCUUGGCGGAGGUGGCAGAGCCCUCUUGCGCCCUGGCAGGUUGGCGGGACAGGCUACCCCUUGGAUUGUGACACCCCCUCCUCUCACCUAUGACCUCAUCCCCAGAGCAGCCAGUGGGAACCCUGAGGGAUCUGUGAGAUCACUCAUUCCAUUCACAGACUCUUGUCAGAGAGCAGCCACCAGCUCACCUCCAUCCCCAGGACUUAGAGGGACACAGGGCAUUGGGAACAGAGGACACUCCAGGCGCUGACCCUGGGAGGCCAGGACCAGGGCCAAAGUCCCGUGGGCAGGAGGAGUCCUCGGAGGUCCUUCAUUCAGCAGUUCCGGGAGGUCUAGGAAGCCUACGGCCUGGCUGGGGCAGCGUCAACUCCGCCAGGCCGCCAUGGUCCUGUGCUGGCUGCUGCUUCUGGUGAUGGCUCUGCCCCCAGGCACGACGGGCGUCAAGGACUGCAUCUUCUGUGAGCUCACCGACUCCACGCAGUGUCCCGGCACCUCCAUGCGCUGUGGUGAUGACGAGGACUGCUUCACAGGCCGGGGGAUCGCCCCAGGCACCGGUCCGGUCAUCAACAAAGGCUGCCUGCGAGCUACCAGCUGCGGCCGGGAGGAACCCGUCAGCUACAGGGGCGUCACCUACAGCCUCACCACCACCUGCUGCAGCGGCCGCCUGUGUAACAGAGCUCUGGGCUCCUCGAGCAGCCAGACGGUGGGGGCCACCACCAGCCUGGCACUGGGGCUGGGUAUGCUGCUCCCUCCACGUUUGCUGUGACCAACAGGGAGGACGAGGCCUGGGACUGUUCUCCCAGAUCUGCCACUCCUCACGUCCCCGUCUCCUUCUCCCACUAAAUGGCCAGAGAGGCCCUGGACAACCUCUUGUGGCCCUGGCUUCAUCCCUUCUAAGGCUGUCCACCAGGAGUCCGGUGCUCGGGGAAGCACCCCCAGGCCUGAUUGAGCAGCAGGGGAGCAUGGCCUGUGGGUUUGAUUGUACUACUCUAUUCCACCGGUUCUAAGAUGCAGAGCUUCUCACGUUUUAAUCACGAUGCUUCUCUCCAUUGGUGGCACCUUAGAGUCCAUGAAAUACGGUAAAAAUAUAUAUAUAUACAUAUAUAUAUAUCUCAUAAUAAAUGACAGCUGAUGUUCAUGGA